UGGUCGCUGACGGUAGUUGCUGACGGUGGUGGUCGCUGACGGUGGUCGCUGACGGUAGUCGCUGACGGUGGUGGUCGCUGACGGUGCUCGCCGAGAGGAGAUGAAGAAGUGGGUAAAGAAGAGGGGUGCUCAGAGAGAGGAGAUGAAGAAGUGGGUAAAGAAGAGGGGAAUGGGAAUGCAAAAGUCAGGGGGGGUAGGGAAUGAGAUUAGAGGGAUUUUAGGUAAAGUGAAAAAUAAAAAAGGGUAAAGGGAAUGAUUGAAAUGGAAAAACAAACGACAAGAAACGGAAUCAUUCCCAUUCCGUUUCCUGAAACCCCCAAACCAAACGCCCCCUAAUUAGUUUAAUUCUACUAUAAAACAAAAACCUAGCUAGUUCAUCUAUUGAAAAUUAAAGGCAACAAACACUACUAAACGAACGCAGCAAUAAUGUUUUCUUUUCACAACCCUCUUACUACCACCACCCCAUUCCCCACACACUUGCACAUUUCUCUCCGACCAUCACCUCCUAUGAAAGGAUCAUUCCACAAGCUUUUAUCCACCACCUCGGACGUGGGACGGCCACCCGCCUUGGCGAAUGAGGAGGUGGAGCUGCCACCAGGGCUACAACGAGAAGCAAUGCCACGACACGUGGCCGUGAUAAUGGAUGGGAAUGUAAGGUGGGCUAAGCAGAGGGGGUUGCAUGGAAGUGCAGGACAAAGGUCAUUAACACAAAUGGUGGCUUUAUGUAAAAAAUGGGGCAUCAAAGUUCUUACUAUCUUUGGCUUUUCCGUUGAUAAUUGGCGUCGCUCCAAAGUUGGUAACUUUUCCUUUCUCAUCAUUAUCUUAUCUGUUAUCAUAUCUUUAGCCUUGCACAUUUUGAUCCUAUAUUUAAGCCUAGCUCGCACCAAUUAGUACACUUCGGACACCAUUCAAAACCGUGUAACACCACUAAGGUCCUCUAAUAAAAAACGACUUGAAGAUCCCUUGAGACGAGAAGAUCUAGAUUUUUUUUUUUUUAAUUUUUUUUAUUUUAUUUUAUUAUUAUUAUUAUUAUAUGACAUUUUGGUAAAUAAAUCAAUAAUUUUAUACCGUCAUCAUCAUUAUGAGGCUCGCUUUUAAGAAAAAAUUAUUGGUUUAUUUACAAAAAAGUCAUAUUGUUUAUCACAGAGAUAAACUUAAAUUAUGAGUAAAUGACUAGUUUUUACUCUAACCAAACUCCAUAAUUAGAUAACCAAUCAGCCACAUGAUUAACUUCUCCAUAACAAUUUCCAAUGGUGACCAAAUGUACAAUGAGAGCUAAUUAUAUAAGCUAAUUAAGCUUUAAUUUGUACAUUAUCAGUGCCGCAUAUCCAGUUUAGGUACGACCAAACAAACACCAAUCACAAAUUUCAAAGAACGUGAUUAAUUUAAUUAUGGACCAUCAAAUUUUAAUACAAAUUAUUAACCCAUUGAAAUAUCUAAUCUAGUUUCGUUCCUACUAUUGAGGAAGGACUAAAUGACUAAUACAUCAAUUUCAUUCUUUAAUGUACUACGUGAUUAUAUAUAUACACACACACGGAGGCUAGGUGAUUAUAUUUUUUUGUCUGGUUUUGUUUUUGGCAUGAUGAUUAUAAUGAACAAUGUUUUAAUGACUGAAAUUCAACCAUAAGAUUUUUUUUUUUUAGGAAUUCAACUACUUUGUACUAUUCCAUAUUGUGUUUAUAAUGCUUCUUAUCAGUACUGUAAUGUUUAAUGGUUUAUAUUACCAUUUAUACUCCGUAUUAUUUGUAAUGAUUUGAAAUAAAAUAUGUAUAGAAAUUGUCUAAUUAAUGUAGGUAGUACAACACGUAAAAUACUGGACAUCAUAUGGCCCAACUAUCCUUAGCCCAAAAAUAACGGGAGUCAAAAAAUGCACCUCCCAAAAUUAAUGAGGGCUCGGCCCCACAACCUCACUUAUCAAAUAAAGAAAUUUUGCAACGUGAUAGUGUGAUACUUCGUAAUAUGCGAUCAAUUAAUCAAACACCUCAUCCAAAGUCUUUAUAUCUAAGAUUCUUUCAAAAAAAUAAGUAUUUAUAUCUAAGAUUAAUAAAGAACAUGUGUUUUAAUAUUCUUAAUUAAUAUUAGCAGUACAAAUGUACAAUUCAAUUCAAUUCUUAUAAUUCUUAUAUGUCUUCUUGUGAAUUCAAUUCAACAGGAGCAUACAAUUUUUCCUAUUCUUUGUCCUGUUUUCACAUCUUAAACUUCUAAAACUUCUACAUAUAUGAUAGUAAAAUAUAAUAGAAUGUAUCAUACUUGUAUAAAUUAUCAAUGUGUUCUAAUGACUUUGUCGUUGUUGUCACAAAGGAUGGCACUUCUUGUUGUCAUUGACCAAACCGUUAAAAUUGAGUUUAAAGAAGGCUGGAGGUGCAUUUCAUGCGACCAAGAUGAAAUUGGAUGUAGGAUGUGAGAAGUGGACAAGUGGUUGAAUCUCAUUAGCAAAACACACCAUGAAAAAAAAAAGAACCUACAUGAGUUAUGUAUUGCCACUAACAUAAUUUCAAAUCACACAACAUUUAUAAAUUUACUCUGUAUGGAGUAUGUAAUUUCGUAUAAGUAUAAAUUAGUAAAUAUAACAUGUAAUAAAAUUGAUGUGCACCACAUACUAGGAUAUUAUCACCUCUUUUAAACAUGUGGGCAUAAUUUUUGAAGUUACUAAAAAUUCAGAAAAUUAAUGCCUCAUCAAAUUUUUUAAAUUAAAGAAAAAAAUUGGCCACUUAAUUUAAGAAUUUGAACGAAUUACGCUACUUCAAAAACACCUUCCUUUGACAUUGACCUUAGUAAAUUGUUAGUUUAAAUGUGGCGGCAAAAUCAACUAAUUUUGCACAAUUGUUUCAACAAAUAAACCAACAGAAUCAGUCCUCAGUCUUCUGAAAAACAGAGCCAAAAAAAAUGUUAUCUCUCCAUCUUUCACCCACAACCACUUUCUCUCUCCUAAAAUCCAACCCUCAAAAACCCACAAAUCAAUUCUUCUUACAAUUUCACCCUUCAAGUUCUUCUUCUUCUUCAUUCUCCAAAUUAGAUAGGCUUCCUUUCGCCACCGUCUCGGCGGCUCCCACUAUGGGACCCGCCGUGGCGGUGGAAGAGGAGCUGCCACCGGGGCUGCGGCACGAAGCGAUGCCGCGGCACGUGGCGGUGAUAAUGGAUGGGAAUGUGAGGUGGGCUAGGCAAAGAGGGUUGCCUAGUGGUGCAGGGCAUGAAGCAGGGGUGAGGUCAUUGAGGCGGAUGGUGGAGUUGUGUGGGAAAUGGGGUGUCAAAGUUCUUACUGUCUUUGCUUUUUCCUAUGAUAAUUGGGUUCGCCCACAAGUGGAAGUUGAUUUUUUAAUGAGCUUGUUCGAGAGAGGAAUUAAAUCUGAAUUAGACAACUUUAUCAGGCAAGGUAUCAGGAUAUCAGUAAUUGGAGACACUUCCAAGCUGCCCAAAUCCUUACAAAAAUUGAUAGCUGAUGCAGAAGAGACCACAAAAGAUUAUACAAACUUCACUAAAGAUUAUACAAACUUCCAACUAAUUGUUGCAGUUAGCUAUAGUGGGAAAUACGACAUCAUACAAGCGUGUAAGAACAUCUCUCAGAAAGUGAAAGACGGUGCUGUGGAAGUGGAAGAGAUUGAUGAAGGGUUGAUUGAACAAGAACUCGAAACUAACUGUACUGAGUAUCCUUACCCUGACCUGCUCAUAAGAACUAGUGGUGAGCUGAGGGUCAGUAACUUCUUGCUUUGGCAACUGGCUUACACUGAGCUGUUUUUUGUGAGGGCUCUUUGGCCUGAUUUUGGAGAAGAGGAGUUUAUAGAGGCCUUGAUGUCGUACCAGCAAAGAAGUAGACGUUAUGGUGGGAGAGAUUUACAAGAAUCAAGUGCUAAUAGCCGAUGAUAAUGAUGAAAAACUUGCAGAUAAAAGAGGUUAUUCUAUAUAAUCGAGCUUAAUUGAGAGUUGAAGCAAUACCCACCCUGCAGAGAAGAUUGUUAAACAUGCAGAUAAUUGGGUGUAUACUGUAACUAUGGGAAAAAGAACAAAAAAAUUCCCCUAGACAAAUAUUUUGAGAUCAUAAAUACUCUUAAUGUAAACAUAGACGAGAAAUAACUGCAUCUUGUCCUAGAAUAAAAUUCUUAUGUAUAUAACUAUAUAAGUCAUAGUAAUAACAUGAAUUUGGUAUUAAGAGCCUGAGGCUCCUAC
Molecule: messenger RNA, 4164 nt
Organism: Chenopodium quinoa (quinoa)
Lineage: Eukaryota; Viridiplantae; Streptophyta; Magnoliopsida; Caryophyllales; Amaranthaceae
Product: dehydrodolichyl diphosphate synthase 2-like
Biological process (GO): plastid membrane organization; response to cold; polyprenol biosynthetic process
Cellular component (GO): chloroplast stroma
Source: RefSeq, a predicted model, not a curated record